Messenger RNA from Orycteropus afer afer, 1633 nucleotides. RefSeq names its product G protein-coupled receptor 173 (gene GPR173). The record is from RefSeq and is a predicted model, not a curated record. Gene Ontology annotation, biological process: G protein-coupled receptor signaling pathway. Lineage: Eukaryota; Metazoa; Chordata; Mammalia; Tubulidentata; Orycteropodidae. Gene Ontology annotation, molecular function: G protein-coupled receptor activity. Gene Ontology annotation, cellular component: plasma membrane.
AUUUAGAUCAGCCUUGCUGUAUCCACGGCAACAGAAGCAGGAAUGUUACUGACCCUCAGAACACUGAGGGUCCCAAGAUGUGGCCUGGGCUGUGAUUUACCCUGAGUGAAACAGCUUGAGCCCCCUUUCUGGAUACCAAGACAACCCUGCUGAGAGAGCCCAGGUGCAGCCCAGCAGGUCAGCUGAUGGAGUCACACAGGGCCCAUGGAGUACCAGAUUGGCUGACCCCAUAGGGUUGAAAGCAGUCCCUGCCCCUCAGUAUGGCCAACACUACUGGAGAGCCCGAGGAGGUGAGCGGCGCACUAUCCCCACCGUCAGCAUCAGCUUAUGUGAAGCUGGUGCUUCUGGGAUUGAUCAUGUGUGUGAGCCUGGCAGGCAAUGCCAUCUUGUCCCUGCUAGUGCUCAAGGAGCGUGCCCUGCACAAGGCUCCUUACUACUUUCUGCUGGACCUGUGCCUGGCCGAUGGCAUACGCUCUGCCGUCUGCUUCCCCUUUGUGCUGGCUUCUGUGCGCCACGGCUCCUCAUGGACCUUCAGUGCACUCAGCUGCAAGAUUGUGGCUUUUAUGGCCGUGCUCUUUUGCUUCCAUGCGGCCUUCAUGCUCUUCUGCAUCAGCGUCACCCGCUACAUGGCCAUCGCCCACCACCGCUUCUAUGCCAAGCGCAUGACACUCUGGACAUGUGCAGCUGUCAUCUGCAUGGCCUGGACCCUGUCUGUGGCCAUGGCUUUCCCACCCGUCUUCGAUGUGGGCACCUACAAGUUUAUCCGUGAGGAGGACCAGUGCAUCUUUGAGCAUCGCUACUUCAAGGCCAAUGACACACUGGGCUUCAUGCUUAUGUUGGCUGUGCUCAUGGCAGCCACACAUGCUGUCUAUGGCAAGCUGCUCCUCUUUGAGUAUCGUCAUCGAAAGAUGAAGCCAGUGCAGAUGGUACCAGCCAUCAGCCAGAACUGGACAUUCCAUGGCCCUGGGGCCACUGGCCAGGCUGCUGCCAACUGGAUCGCCGGCUUUGGCCGUGGGCCCAUGCCGCCAACCCUGCUGGGUAUCCGGCAGAAUGGGCAUGCAGCCAGCCGACGGCUGCUGGGCAUGGACGAGGUCAAAGGUGAAAAGCAGCUGGGCCGCAUGUUCUACGCGAUCACACUGCUCUUCCUGCUCCUCUGGUCACCCUACAUUGUGGCCUGCUACUGGCGAGUGUUUGUGAAAGCCUGCGCCGUGCCCCACCGCUACCUGGCCACUGCUGUUUGGAUGAGCUUCGCCCAGGCUGCUGUCAACCCAAUCGUCUGCUUCCUGCUCAACAAGGACCUCAAGAAGUGCCUGAGGACUCAUGCCCCCUGCUGGGGCACAGGAGGUGCCCCGGCUCCCAGAGAACCCUACUGUGUCAUGUGAAGCAGGCUGGUAGGCAAGCAGAGAGGUCAUGGCCAUCAUAAUUAACAGCAAGGGAGGGCUAAGGCCCCAUAUAGGAGCCUUGCUUUCUGAGCUCUAGCCCCAACUCCUCAUAAUUUAGGCACCUUUGUCAACACCUCCCCAGGGUUGGGGGUGGGGGGGCGGUGCUGGGAAAGAGGUGUUUCUAGUUUUGUGGGGUCUGUCUCUGCUGCCUCCUUCUUCACUUCUUCUCUCUCUUUCUUUCUCUUUCUCUC